Molecule: messenger RNA, 1878 nt
Organism: Gorilla gorilla gorilla (western lowland gorilla)
Lineage: Eukaryota; Metazoa; Chordata; Mammalia; Primates; Hominidae
Gene: SULT1A2
Product: sulfotransferase family 1A member 2
Exons: 7
Coding region: 908-1795 (295 amino acids)
Molecular function (GO): sulfotransferase activity
Source: RefSeq, a predicted model, not a curated record
UUUUUUCCGGGGAGGCCAGGUCUUGCUGUCACCGAGGCUGGAGUGCUGUGGGAUCCUGGCCACUGCAGCCUUGAAUUCCUGGGCUCAAGUGAUUCUCCUGCCUCAGUAGCUAGGACUACAGGCCCUCAUCAUCCUGCCUGGAUAGUUUUAAAAAAUAUUUUUAAAAGAUUUUUAGAGAUGGGGUCUUCCAAUGCUGCCCAGAUUGGUCUCCAACUUCUGGCCUCAGCCUCCCUAGGGUCUGGGAUUACAGGCGGGAGCCACCCUGCCUGGACCCAUCCUUUUGCUGAGUCAUCACAGUUUUGCUCAUUCCCACACCAGGCUCUGGCCCCCAAUACCAGCUCAGUUGCUCAAUGGGCUGUUUGUCCUGGAGCCCAGAUGGACUGUGGCCGGGCAAGUGGAUCACAGGCCUGGCCAGCCUAGGAGUUGCCACAUGUGAGGGGCCGAGGGGCUCAAGGAGGGGAACAUCGGGGAGAGGAGCCCACUGGGUGGAGGCUGGGGGUCCCAGCAGGAAAUGGUGAGACAAAGGGCGCUGGCUGGCAGGAAGACAGCACAGGAAGGUCCUAGAGCUUCCUCAGUGCAGCUGGACUCUCCUGGAGACCUUCACACACCCUGAUAUCUGGGCCCCGCGCCACGAGGGUGCUUUCACUGGUCUGCACCAUGGCCCAGGCCCUGGGAUUUUGAACAGCUCUGCAGGUGAAUGAAAGGUGCGGCCAGGCUGGGGAACCACCACAUUAGAGCCCGACCUGGUUUUCAGCCCCAGCCCCGCCACUGACUGGCUUUGUGAGUGCGGGCAGGUCACUCAGCCUCCCUAGGCCUCAGUGACUUCCCUGAAAGCAAGAAUUCCACUUUCUUGCUGUUGUGAUGGUGGUAAGGGAACAGGCCUGGCUCUGGCCCCUGACGCGGGAACAUGGAGCUGAUCCAGGACAUCUCUCGCCCGCCACUGGAGUACGUGAAGGGGGUCCCGCUCAUCAAGUACUUUGCAGAGGCACUGGGGCCCCUGCAGAGCUUCCAGGCCCGGCCCGAUGACCUGCUCAUCAGCACCUACCCCAAGUCCGGCACCACCUGGGUAAGCCAGAUUCUGGACAUGAUCUACCAGGGCGGUGACCUGGAGAAGUGUCACCGAGCUCCCAUCUUCAUGCGGGUGCCCUUCCUUGAGUUCAAAGUCCCAGGGAUUCCCUCAGGGAUGGAGACUCUGAAAGACACAGCAGCACCACGACUCCUGAAGACACACCUGCCCCUGGCUCUGCUCCCCCAGACUCUGUUGGAUCAGAAGGUCAAGGUGGUCUAUGUUGCCCGCAACGCAAAGGAUGUGGCGGUUUCCUACUACCACUUCUACCACAUGGCCAAAGUGUACCCUCACCCUGGGACCUGGGAAAGCUUCCUGGAGAAGUUCAUGGCUGGAGAAGUGUCCUAUGGGUCCUGGUACCAGCACGUGCAGGAGUGGUGGGAACUGAGCCGCACCCACCCUGUUCUCUACCUCUUCUAUGAAGACAUGAAGGAGAACCCCAAAAGGGAGAUCCAAAAGAUCCUGGAGUUUGUGGGGCGCUCCCUGCCAGAGGAGACUGUGGACCUCAUGGUUGAGCACACGUCGUUCAAGGAGAUGAAGAAGAACCCUAUGACCAACUACACCACCGUCCCCAGGGAGUUCAUGGACCACAGCAUCUCCCCCUUCAUGAGGAAAGGCAUGGCUGGGGACUGGAAGACCACCUUCACCGUGGCGCAGAAUGAGCGCUUCGAUGCGGACUAUGUGGAGAAGAUGGCAGGCUGCAGCCUCAGCUUCCGCUCUGAGCUGUGAGAGGGGUUCCUGGAGUCACUGCAGAGGGAGUGUGCGAAUCAAGCCUGAUCAAGAGGCUCCAGAAUAAAGUAUGAUUUGUGUUC